AUGGAUUCGCGGGUCAGAUUGGGACGCAGCCCAAAAAUUGCCUCCAUCACAACCAAAUGGAGUUACCAGAUGGCCAGGAGUGAAACUUUCCCGCCAAUGCAAAAAGAUCAUAGGCAAACAUUACAUGGUCCCCCGGACAACCGCUUUGAGCCUGGCCCAGCCGGACCGGGGGAUGGAGGUGGUAAUGAUCCUGACGUUAGUGAUGAUUCUAGUGGAGAUGGGCCCGGUAAUGGUUUUGGCAGAGGGAACAGCAACACCAAUGGAAAGAAGAAUGGAGCCAUCCAUACCUUCAAUGUGGAGCUACUAUCGAGAGUCGAACACCGAAACAGAAAGUAUAACAUAACAUGGACAUCUUGGAUUCUGGAGAAUGUCACACGGAAAAGCAGACCGAAUGUCCAGAGACAAGGAUUUUUAGCUGCCAAACCACCUGAAGGUUCCCCUAACCUACGCAGAAGCUUGUUUUAA
Messenger RNA from Pseudomassariella vexata, 465 nucleotides. RefSeq lists its product as uncharacterized. The record is from RefSeq and is a predicted model, not a curated record. Lineage: Eukaryota; Fungi; Ascomycota; Sordariomycetes; Amphisphaeriales; Pseudomassariaceae. The coding region runs from base 1 to 465 and encodes 154 amino acids. The transcript is spliced from 2 exons.